Mercenaria mercenaria is the source of this 17535-nucleotide messenger RNA. Its product is annotated as histone demethylase UTY-like. The transcript is spliced from 28 exons. Gene Ontology annotation, biological process: regulation of gene expression. Gene Ontology annotation, molecular function: histone H3K27me2/H3K27me3 demethylase activity; RNA polymerase II cis-regulatory region sequence-specific DNA binding; chromatin DNA binding. The record is from RefSeq and is a predicted model, not a curated record. Gene Ontology annotation, cellular component: MLL3/4 complex. The coding region runs from base 108 to 3914 and encodes 1268 amino acids. Lineage: Eukaryota; Metazoa; Mollusca; Bivalvia; Venerida; Veneridae.
UUAUCCGAAAGUAUAUUAUUACGAUAGGAAUUCAUUUUACACACACACAAUUUUCCUUAAAAAUCUCAAAAGUUGCAGAUAUUUUUUUUAAAUCCAGCACGAUAAGCAUGUCAUUAGAGAGUGAAAUUGUUGAUCUUUCUCCAGCCGAACAUCAAGAAUUAGUGAAAUAUGACAGUUGCUCUUUUGGAUUUCUGAAGUUAGAUAAACUAGAGGAGGCUGCCACGAAAAGUCUUUUAGAAAAGGGUGUGCAGUUUUAUGAAUCUGUGAUCAAAGCUGCUGUAAAAAAAUCAAAGAAGGACAACAAUAUUGAAAAACCAAAAGUUGAAGCGGCCAUCUUCUGCAGACUAGGUCAUCUUCUUCUCUUGCUGGAGCAAUAUGAAAAAGCUCUGUCAGCUUACCAGAAGUAUUACCAGCUAGAAGAAAAUCAUUGGAAGAAUGGCCCUUUCCUAUAUGGUCUUGGAUUUGUAUACUUUCAUUUCAAUGCAUACCAGCUAGCUACACGAGCAUUCCAGCAAGUAUUGUAUACAGAUCCUGGUUUUAGUCGCGCAAAUGAGAUACAUAUACGUCUUGGUUUCAUCUUUAAAAUAGGAAAAGAUUUUGAUAAAAGCUUGAAGCAUUUCAGACAUGCUCUCUCUGACUCCAGUGAUUGCUCAUUGACAAAAGCUCAAAUCAAACUUCACAUUGCCCACCUUUAUGAAGUGCAGGGAAAAUAUAAACAGGCAGUAGAAGCAUAUGAACAGUUCAUCAGUUGUGAGGACAGCAGUGAGGACACAUAUAAAGCUACAGCAAACAAACAACUCGGUUGGUUAUAUCACACAGUAAAUUGUUUAGGAGAAAAAUCAGUAAGAGAAGAAUCAGCUAUAAAAUAUCUGCAGGAGUCUCUGAAAAACGAUAAAUCAAACGGACAAACCUGGUACCUUCUUGGCAGGUGUUUCUCCAGUCUGGGAAAAGUUCAUGAUGCAUUUGUGUCGUAUCGUAACUCCAUCGAUAAAUCAGAGGCCAGUGCUGAUACCUGGUGCUCUAUAGGGGUUCUCUAUCAACAACAGAAUCAGCCUAUGGAUGCAUUGCAGGCUUACAUCUGUGCUGUGCAACUUGACAAAUCACAUUCUGCAGCUUGGACAGACCUUGGAUUGCUGUAUGAAACGUGUAACCAGCCUAAAGAUGCUCUGACAUGCUACAUCAAUGCAACUAAGACUUCUAAAGGAGGUAUAGUUAGUCCUAGUCUGAACGGGAAAAUCAAGUUUCUACAGCAACAUCUCUCAAAGAUUCCCAUGCAGCAUCUGCAAAACAAACCAAAGACAUUGCCUAGCAUUGAAGAAGCUUGGGCUCUUCCCAUACCUGCUGAGUUAACCUCUAGACAAGGCUCAGGGACCCCACAUGCGAUUCAGAAAUCACCUUUGAUGCCGCAGUCCGGAGGGGCAAGUCCAUCAUCAGGACAACAAAACUUUGGUGGUCAAGGUUCAGUGCUGGAAGACAAAAAAAAGAAAAUGCAGCCUAGGAAAAGGCCAUCAUCAGAAUUGCUGGACACUUCCCCAACAUCCCAACCAGGGCCUCCGCAAUUACUUUCACCACACCAGUUACAAAUUCUCCAUCAGUUACAACAAAAUCAGGCUAACCUUGACCCUGCACGACGACAGUUACUACAGGAUUUACAACACCAGGUGUAUUUACAACAACAGCAUGCAAAAAUGCAAAUGCUCAAUCAACAGGGCCAGGGUCAGAUAUCGGGAAACCCCUCCCAAUCUGCAGGGAUAUUUAGCCCCCGGCCCCAAGUUGGAUCUCAGUCCCAGCAGCCUUUUUCUACGCUGGGAACCAGUGCCGAAAUAAGGGGAAGCAACCCCGAUUCUCAGGGACAUUUGCCAUCAAACAUUGAAAGAUUCUCACAGUUUCAUCCUAGCACAAGUGGGAAUUACACAAGUUCACCAUUAAAAGGACCACCAUUACCAUCUGGGUUGGACCCAGGACGUUCUCAAGGUCAAAUCCAUGGUAACAUUCCAUACUCGUCAACAUUGUCUCAGGGUACAGAAGGUGACACUAAUAUAUCAAAAUCAUUAGAUAGUGCACAUACUGUAAAUGAAAAAGAUAUAACAGAUGUUUUGUCACGGCCUGAUCUUGCUUCCUCAAUUGCAGAGGACUUACUGAAACAGUUUUCUCAGACUGGUGACCAAACUCACGGUCAGCUAGGAGAUCGACUCGCACAUAGUGAUAUCCAUUCUAGUCAAAAUAAAGCUUCGACAGACUUGAGAACAGGUGAAAGUAGUUCUGAAGGUGUAGGGAUACAUUCCAGUUCAUCUCAGGAUUUUAAUCUAAAUGCGCCAAGUAUAGAAAAGAUGCUGAAAUUGGACAGUGAAGUCAUAAAAUGUGAUACAGAAUCUGCUAAAUAUGGUUCUCUUCCAAAGCUAAAUAUCCAUAUGUCAGGAGAACAGAUUUUACGGGCUUGCAAAGCUCUCGGUAAAUCUGGUAUAACAACAAGUGUAUUAGGCGACAGACCCCCACCACGGCCACCCAGCCCACCCAGACCACCUCUACCUAAAGAUCAACUAAAUCCCCCAACACCUAGUGUUUAUCUUGAGUUUAAGAAAGAUGCAUUCUCACCAGAACUGCAGCAGUAUUGUCAGUCACAACCUGUUGUUGUCAUCAGGGGCAUGGCAGGUGCUCUCAAACUUGACUUAGGUUUAUUUUCCACAAAGAGUCUUGUAGAAGCGAAUGCUGAGCAUGCAGUGGAGGUUCGGACCCAGAAGAUGCAGGCCCCAGAUGAAAAUAGGGACCAGUUUGGCAAUAAAGUGUGGUACUGUAACAGUACUAGGAACCACACAACUAUAGCUAAAUACGCUCAGUACCAGGCAGCAAGUUUCCAAGAAUCACUAAGGGAAGAGCAAGAGAAAGCGAAGGGGAUCUUCAAGGAAUCAGACAGUGAUUCAAACUCUUCUAUUUCAUCUAAACACAGAAAGAAACCGAAAAUGAUUAAAUUUGGAACCAAUGUUGACCUAUCUGACCAUAAGAAAUGGGAAACACAGCUGAAAGAGUUGGCUAAGUUGCCUGCAUUUUGCAGACUGGUUUCAGGAAGUAAUCUUCUCAGCCAUGUUGGCCACACAAUUCUGGGAAUGAACACUGUGCAGCUAUAUAUGAAAGUGCCGGGAUCUAGAACUCCGGGUCACCAAGAAAACAACAGUUUUUGUUCAGUGAACAUUAACAUUGGACCUGGAGAUACAGAGUGGUUUGGUGUACCUGAACAGUAUUGGGGAGUAAUUCAUAACAUGUGUGAAAGGAAUGGAGUAGACUAUUUAUCUGGAUCUUGGUGGCCGGUUCUUGAAGAUUUGUAUGAGGAAGAUGUUCCAGUUUACCGCUUCAUACAGAAACCAGGUGAUCUUGUCUGGGUUGGAACUGGAUGUGUACACUGGGUACAAGCUAUUGGAUGGUGCAACAAUAUUGCCUGGAAUGUUGGACCAAUGACAGCUCGCCAGGUUCAGUCAGGUCUUGAGAGAUACGAAUUCAACAAACUGCAAAACUACAAAUCCAUUGUCCCCAUGCUCCACCUGGUCUGGAGUAUAGCUAAAAAUAUCAAAGCUUCCGAUCAAAAAAUGUUUGAGAUCAUUAAAACAACGCUGUUGAAUUCUUUGCGCCAAGUGCAGCUUACCAUGGAUUUUGUGGAGGCUAUGGGACAUGAGAUCAAGUGGCAUGGUCGAGUUGAAGGUGAAGCUGCUCACUACUGUAACGUGUGUGAGGUUGAAGUUUUUAAUAUCCUGUUUGUAAAAGAACAAGAUAGCAAGUUUGUUGUGCACUGUCAGGACUGCGCGAAGAAAAUCCACCAUAGGCUCGAAGGCUUUGUUGUACUGAAUCAGUAUCGUCUGGAAGAUCUCAUAAAUAUAUAUGACAAUUACACUUUCAGGACAGCUCCACUAUCCCUGACCUGAUGUGACAGCACCUGAAACAAAUGUUACUGUGUAAUACUGGAGACAUGCCACAUCAUCUAAACAGUUUACCAUCAAGAGAUUAUAAGAUCAUAUACAGGAAUUAUAUAUUUACAUCACUGGGUAGUCAGAUAUGAAAUAUAUAUACAUCAGCAUUUUAUACUCAUCGAAUUCAUGAAAUAAGCGCCUGUGAUUGACAAUUUUUAAUUUUUGUUCAGGUUUUAAAAGAUGUUUAGGACACAUUUAAAUUACUUCAUAUUUUAACAGUAUUUAAUCUGCAGUAUGUGAUGUAUUAUUCAUUGAUCAAUCUGUAGUGCAUGUAUGAUGUAUCAUUCAUUGAUCAAGCUGCAGUACAUGAUGUAUCAUUCAUUGAUCAAGCUGCAGUACAUGAUGUAUCAUUCAUUGAUCAAGCUGCAGUACAUGAUGUAUCAUUCAUUGAUCAAGCUGCAGUACAUGAUGUAUCAUUCAUUGAUCAAGCUGCAGUACAUGAUGUAUCAUUCAUUGAUCAAGCUGCAGUACAUGAUGUUUCAUUCAUUGAUCAAGCUGCUUGACAGGAAACACUGCCACAUGGUAUUUUGUUAUUUAAUGAGAAAAUUCUAUCUAAGAUCCUUCUAAUGUAAUAUGUACAUUGCAUAAACAGGUUAGUUAUUAAGGAUAUAUAGCAGUAAUUCGGUCAAAAAUGUGUUUCCAUGGUGUAAUCUAAAAAAGUCCCUAAUGAAUAGGUCCUAAUUUUUCCAUUUUUAGCACAUUUGCACGUAAACCGGGGGCCACAUGGGCAUUUUUUUCAUUCAUGGAAUGUAUUUUAUAUAAUACACUUUUUACAUGCUUAUAUUUGCAUGUUUUCAAGUUGUUUACUCGAAAACAAAAGUAGGGUGUUUAUUCUGCAGACCUCUUUCUGAAAUGUAGCAACUACGUUGAUCUGAAGUAGCUGAAUUUUAUAUGAAACAAAGAACAAUUUCUUUUAUUGGUAUAUAACUUGAUACUGAACUAUACAUGCAUUACGUCUGGAAGUGACACUGGUUGACAUUAUAUUGCUAGAUUAUUAGCUAACCUGGGUCCAAAGGACCUUGGUGAAGUAUUGGGAGCAUGUAGUUUUUUGCUUGUCAAUACAUACAUCAAUAUUUUCUUCAAACAACUUGUACUUUUGAUUUCGACAACAAUUCUAAGGAAUUAGAUCAGAUUUGGCUGGAAACAUGCUCAAGUAAUAAGGAUUCUGAGUUCUACAAAUGGUGGCACUGACAGCCCCUUAUGGCCAAAAGUGGUGCACGUAAGAGGUAAUAAAGAUUCUCUUACAACAGCUUGUUCUUAUUCAAGAACUAUUUGAUCAUUUCAUACAAAAUUGCUUGAAGCAUCUUGUAGAUGUAGGAUGUUGGAUAGUAAAAUUGGAAAGUGGAACUUUGCACAUUUACAUUUGAUAAAUAUAUUUUUCUUGUUAAAAGGCUAAUGACAAAUCAGGAUCUUACGGAAUUUCCAUUGAUAUCUUUCUAAGGAUAAAUCAAUCAUGAGACGUAAAAAAAAUAUUUCAAACAGUGUCAAAUUAAAUUGAAAAAUGAACAGGUAAUCAGUACUUGCCCUCGUGGCAUCUUGUUUUAGAUGUAAACACACUUGUAUUCAUUGAUAUAACAAACUAAAGCUUUAUCAUCUUAAAUGUGUUUGUAGAUUUAAUAUAUGACCUUGGUGUGAAAGACCCGGCUGUUUGAAUUGUCUGUUUUUUCAACUGUCGCAUUUUUCUUGUGCAUCAACUCCUCCUGCAGUAAAUGUGUGCAUAUUCUUGGGAAUUUCAGGACCAUAUAUAUUCUUGAGUUAUUCCUUCUUUUUUGGAAUUCACAAUAUUACAACUACAUUUGUGCCUUGUGUACUCGUCAUCUACAGUUUUCAUCCAGUUAAAUUGAAACUUGGUAUAAAUUAUCAGCUUAAAGCAAAUGUGUGCAUAUUUUUAGUACUUUCAUGUCUAUUUUUUCUUGAGCCCCUUUUAGCACUUGACAAUAUUACACUACAUUUGUACCUUGUGUUUUCAACUCCUACAGUUUAUAUCCAAUUCAAAUGAAAGUUCGUAUAGGUCAUGAACAUGAAGUAGGUGUGCCAGCAGCAUCGGGCAGAUGGCAUCCGCAAGUUGCCUCCUCUCUAAUUUAAACAGUUCAUACCCAAUAUUCACCAAUUUCGAAAACAAUGUAUAUUUGUGUAAUACCUCAGUUCUUAUCAAUAACCAACUAGAUACUCCAAGUCCUUGUAGAGUAAAGGCAGAAUCAUGAAAAUUGACAGUGUUUGGCUUUCUGACUUGAGCAGAUCUUUUCUAUUGUUUACUAAACCUGGUCACAAUAUUUCUAGUCAUAAUAUGUCAGCCAGCUUCAAUAACCGUUGAGAUUGUACCAGUGACCAUGGAGUUAUGGGCCUUGAAUUACUAAAUUAUGGACACCUUACCAUAACCAGCCAGAUAGUCUUUGGUACUCUGGAGUUAUGGUCCUUGAAAUAGUCAGAAUUGAGAAAAAGAAUAAUAAUUAGAGUAUUUUAACAGUCGAAAGUGAUUUGCUGUAAUGAACAUAUAUAAUAUAACUACAUGUAUACCUUAUUUACUCAACUCCUACAGUUUACAUGAAAUUCAAAUAAAACAGUAUUCAUCAUCAAACAUCAAGUGGACAUGUGUAUGUUGUUUUAUUUGCAGUUACUGUUUAAGAGUAAGCCUAUUUUUUAGACUUAAUAUUUUAUCAAGUGUUUUCAGAGGUCAAUUAUCAAACAGUGUGUUAUUCUUUUUUCAUAGAUUUAAUCUUGCUAACACAAGCCAGCUAACACAAGCCAUUUUCUGAGCAUGCUAGAAAAUAAUAUGUUCUCUACUGUUUUAAUGACCUUUUGUUCUAACAUUGUUUUGUUAGCUCACCUGUCACAUAGUGACAAGGUGAGCUUUUGUGAUCACCCUUCGUCCGUCGUCCGUCGUGUGUCCGUGCGUCCGUCCGUCCAUCCGUGCGUCCGUCCGUCAACAAUUUCUUGUCUGCACGAUAGUGGUUUCAUUUAUGAUUUUAUUUUAACCAAACUUGCACACAACUUGUAUCACCAUAAGAUCUCGGUUCCUUUCUUGAACUGGCCAGAUCCCAUUAUGGGUUUCAGAGUUAUGGCCCCUGAAAGGGCCAAAAUCAGCUAUUUUGACCUUGUCUGCACAAUAGCAGCUUUAUUUAUGAUUUGAUUUUUACCAAACUGGCACACAACUUGUAUCACAAUAAGAUCUUGGUUCCUUUCUUGAACUGGCCAGAUCCCAUUAUGGGUUCCAGAGUUAUGGCCCCUGAAAGGGCCAGAAUUAGCUAUUUUGACCUUGUCUGCACAAUAGCAGCUUCAUUUAUGAUUUGAUUUUUACCAAACUGGCACACAACUUCUAUCACUAUAAGAUCUUGGUUCCUUUCUUGAACUGGCUAGAUUCCAUUAUGGGUUCCAGAGUUAUGGCCCCUGAAAGGGCCAGAAAUAGCUAUUUUGACCUUGUCUGCACAAUAGCAGCUUCAUUUAUGAUUUGAAUUUAAUCAAACUUGCACAAAACUUGUGUUGCCAUAAGAUCUCAGUUCCUUUGUUGAACCGGCCAGAUCCCAUAAUGGGUUCCAGAGUUAUGGCCCCUGAAAGGGCCAAAAUUAGCUAUUUUGACCUUGUCUGCACAAUAGCAACUUCAUUUAUGAUUUGAUUUUAACCAAACUUGCACACAACUUGUAUCACCACAAGAUCUUGGUUCCUUACUUGAACUGGCCAGAUUCCAUCAUGGGUUCCAGAGUUAUGGCCCCUUGAAGGUCCAAAAUUGGCUACUUUGGCUUUUGCAGCCAUAUAGAGACUUCAUUUAUGGUUUUAUUUGAUACAAACUUCCAAAAUAUCUUCAACAACAAUAAAUCUUGGAUUCCAUGACAAAUCAGAUCCAAUCGUAGGUUCCAGAGUUAUUUUAUAUCUGAUUACCUCCCCUGAUUGUAGUCAAAAUGGAUUUAUAUCAGUAAGUACUUAUAGGACUUAUUUGAAAUUUUAUUAUUAUCAUUAGCUGGACUGAGUCAAUCAGGGUAGAUAAUUAUGGACUGAUUUUAUGUCAAAUUACCUCCCUUUAUUUCAAAUUAAAAUGGGUAUAUCUCCGUAACUAAUGAAGAUACUGAUCUGAAAUUUCAUUUAUGUCAACAGAUUUAUUUGGCAGUUUCUUCUUUUGUUCACUUACAAUAAUUUUCUUUUUAAUUACUUCCCUUUUACGUUAAUAUAAAUAGCUUAUUUUGAGUAACUUUUUUAUUAUUGGCCGUAGGGAAAAACCGAGACCACUUUUCUGUGGUACAACAUGGAUGGUACCUCCAAUUUUUAGGUGUAUUUUGACAUAUCUAUACCUUGUAAGAAUUUUUUUUUCUUUUUGGUUAAAUUUCUUUCCUUUGUUGUUCCUGUCCUUUGGACUUAGAUAUUUUUUCUGAGGACCUUCUUGGUCCUCAAGUGCAAUGAUAACAGGUGAGCGAUAUAGGGCCAUCAUGGCCCUCUUGUCUUCUGUUUACCUUAAAUGUAAGGCAAUACCAUUGUUGUUACACAUCAGUUUAAACAACUCCAAAGGUGAUAAUAGCAGCUUUUUUAUUUUUAGCUCGACUAUACGAAGUAUAAGGAGAGCUAUCCUACUCGCCCCGGCGUCGGCGUCUUUCCGUGUCCCCACCUUGGUUAAAGUUUUGGUGCACUUUCUCUUUUUUCAACUUAUCUCUGUAAUUACUUGAUGAAAUUGAUUCAAACUUGAAAUACUUAUUCCUCAUCAUCAUCCACAUCAUCUGACAUAAGGGCCAUAACUCUGGCACCAAUAUUUCAUGAAUUAUCCCCCCUUUUCAUUUAGAUUUUCAGGUCAAAGUUUUGAUGCACUUUCACUCUAUCUCUGUUAUUACUGAAUGGAUUUGAUUCAAACUUAAAAUAGUUGUUCAACAUCGUCACCCACAUCAUAUGACACAAGGUGCAUAACUCUGGCACCAUUUUUUAGCUCACCUGAGCAAUGCUCAGGUGAGUUUUUCUGAUCGCUCGAUGUCCAGCGUCUGUCGUCCGUCGUCCGUCGUCUGUCAACAUUUAGCUUGUGUAUGCGAUAGAGGCUGUAUUUUUCAAUUAAUCUUCAUUAUUAUUGGUCAGAAUGAUAACCUUGAUGAAAUCUAGGCCGAGUUCGAAAAUGGGUCAUCUCGGGUCAAAAACUAGGUCACUAGGUCAAAUCAAAGAAAAACCUUGUGUAUGCGAUAGAGGCUGUAUUUUUCAUUUAAUCUUCAUGAAUAUUGGUCAGAAUGAUAACUUUGAUGAAAUCUAGGCCGAGUUCGAAAAUGGGUCAUCUCGGGUCAAAAACUAGGUCACUAGGUCAAAUCAAAGAAAAACCUUGUGUAUGUGAUAGAGGCGGUAUUUUUCAAUCAAUCUUCAUGAAUAUUGGUCAGAAUGAUUACCUUGAUGAAAUCUAAGCCGAGUUCGAAAAUGGGUCAUCUCGGGUCAAAAACUAGGUCACUAGGUCAAAUCAAAGAAAAACCUUGUGUAUGCGAUAGAGGCUGUAUUUUUCAAUUCUUCUUCAUUAAUAUUGGUCAGAAUGAUAACCUUGAUGAAAUCUAGGCCGAGUUCGAAAAUGGGUCAUCUUGGGUCAAAAACUAGGUCACCAGGUCAAAUCAAAGAAAAACCUUGUGUAUGCGAUAGAGGCUGUAUUUUUCAAUUGAUCUUCAUGAAUUUUGGUCAGAAUGAUUGCCUUGAUGAAAUCUAGGCCGAGUUCGAAAAUGGGUCAUCUGGGGUCAAAAACUAGGUCACUAGGUCAAAUCAAAGAAAAACCUUGUGUAUGCGAUAGAGGCGGUAUUUUUCAAUUGAUCUUCAUGAAUUUUGGUCAGAAUGAUUACCUUGAUGAAAUCUAGACAGAGUUCGAAAAUGGGUCAUCUGGGGUCAAAAACUAGGUCACUAGGUCAUAUCACGUAAAAACCUUGUGUAUGCGAUAGAGGCUGUAUUUUUCAAUUGAUCUUCAUGAAUUUUGGUCAGAAUGAUUACCUUGAUGAAAGUUAGACCAAGUUCGAAAAUUGGUCAUCUGGGGUCAAAACUAGCUCACUAGGUCAAAUCAAAGAAAAACCUUGUGUAUGCAAUAGAGGCUGUAUUUUUCAAUUGAUCUUCAUGAAUAUUGGUCAGAAUGAUUGCCUGGAUGAAAUCUAGGCCGAGUUCGAAAAUGGGUCAUCUGGGGUAAAAAACUAGGUCACUAGGUCAAAUCGAAGAAAAACAUUGUGUAUGCAAUAGAGGAUGUAUUUUUCAAUUGAUCUUCAUGAAAAUUGGUCAGAAUGAUUGCCUUGAUGAAAUCUAGGUAGAUUUUGAAUAUGGGUUAUCUGAGGUCAAAAACUAGGUCACUAGGUCAAAUUAAAGAAAAAUCUUGUGUAUGCGAUAGAGACUGUUUUUUUCAAUUGAUUUUUAUGAAAUUUGGUCAGGUUGAUUGCCUUAAUGAAAUCUAGGUCGAAUUUGAAUAUGGGUCAUCUGAGGUCAAAAACUAGGUCACUUGGUCAAAUCAAAGAAAAAACUUCUGUAUGUGAUAGAGGCUGUAUUUUUCAGUUGAUCUUCAUGAAUUUUGGUCAGAAUGAUUGCCUUGAUAAAAUCUAGGUCGAGUUUGAACAUGGGUCAUCUAGGGUCAAAAACUAGGUCAUGUCUAAGAAAAUGCUUGUUUUAUCGCAAGAGACCAAUUUUUUGGUCCAGUCUUAAUGAAAAUUGGUCAGAAUAUUUGUUUCCAUGAAAUCACUAGGUCAAACAUGUUUUACACUGUUAUGGAGUGUUUCUUAGGUGAGCGACCUAGGGCCAUCUUGGCCCUCUUGUUCAUGAAUUAUUCCCCCUUUUUACUUAGAAUUUCAGGUUAAAGUUUUGGUGCACUUUCACUCUGCCUCUGUUAUUACUGAAUGGAUUUGAUAUAUACUUAAAAUAGUUGUUCAGCAUCAUCACCCACAUCAUAUGACACAAGAUGCAUAACUCUGGUACAAUUUUUCAUGAAUUAUUCCCCUUUUUACUUAGAAUUUCAGGUUAAAGUUUUAUGCACUUUCACUCUAUCUCUGUUAUUACUGAAUGGAUCUGAUUCAAACUUAAACAAUUGUUCAACAUCAUUACCCUUAUCAUAUGACACAAGGUGCAUAACUCUGGGACCAAUUUUUCAUGAAUUAUUUCCCCUUUUUACUUAGAAUUUUAGGUUAAAGUUUUGAUGCACUUUCACUCCGUCUCUGUUAUUACUGAAUGGAUUUGAUUCAAACUUAAAAUAGUUGUUUAACAUCAUCACCCACACCAUAUGAUGCAAGGUGCAUAACUUUGGCACCAAUUUUUCAUUAAUUAUUCCCCUUUUUACUUAGAAUUUUAGGUAAAAGUUUUGAUGCACUUUCACUCUGUCUCUGUAAUUACUGAAUGGAUUUGAUUCAAACUUAAAAUAGUUGUUCAACAUCAUCACCCACACUAUAUGACACAAGCUGCAUAACUCUGGCACCAAUAUUUAAUGAAUUAUGCCCCUUUUUGCUUAGGAUAUACUUAUAUAGUGUUUUGAUACAUUUUAUCUUUACCUCUCUUAUUACUUUAAGUUGAUAUUUUUAAGCUAUUGUGCAAUAUUUUCAUCCACAAUUGUAGUCAUUAAACACUCCAGUGACAGCUCUAGUUUCCUCAGAUGUGCCCAGUUUCACAAUCCAGCAUCAAAAUAGUCGAGCGCGCUGUCUCCUGUGACAGCUCUUGUUUAAAUAAUAUCUUGAUUAGUUUUGAAUAUAUCAUAGAAAAAUAUUUUGAUUGGGUAAUUUCAAACAUUUUUGACCUCGCAUGUUUCGGAAAAUUCAAUUUUGACUUUAUUUGUAAAGCUUACAUGAUACUUUGGUUUGAAUUCUGAUUUUACCAGAUUUGUAUGCAGGGAAAAAUACAUUUUGUGCUCCGUUUGGGGAAGCAUGCAGUAAUUGCAGCAGUCGUCCAUUUGUCUUCUGUUAGAUUUCAGAAAAUAGAAAUAGAAAUAUCUUUAAAUGAUUUUUUUCUCUUGAACUGCUUUGCAGAUUUCCAUUUAAUUUGGUUUAUAGCAUCCUUGUAAGAUCCUCCCAUGGGGGCAUUUGAUCUGAUUUAUGUUUGUUUGCUAAACACUGAUGUUACCAUUGAUGAUUCAGUGAGUAAUGUACAUAUAUUCAAGGUCAAAUAGUCAAGGUCACUUAAGCAACUUAAGGCCACAAUGGCCCUCUUGUAUUGGUUUCUGUACAGGACAUAGCUCUGAAAGUACUAAGUAUAAAUCCAUAUAUCUCCCUUUAUUGACUUCAUGGCAGGGUGAGCUUUUGUGAUUGCCCUUCGUCCGUCUGUUUGUCCACAAUUUCUUGUGAACAUGAUAGAGACCACAUUUUGUAAAAAUUUUAAUCAAACUUACACACAACUUGUAUUAGCAUAAUACAGUCAAACUUGUGCUAGCAACCACCCGUGAAUAGCAACCACCUGUCAACAACGACCGGUCUCUGGUCCCCCCAUAGAAAAAAGCUCAUAAAAAUGCCGUGAAUAGCGACCACCUGGCGACCGCGACCAGCGACCGGCCUAAUUCAUUCUCAAGGGCCAUAUUUCCCCCCUAAUAACGACCAAGCUAGACCGUUCCCGCAUGAAAAUAUCUGAAAUCCGCCGAAAUUUCACGACUCGCAUUAUAGCUAACAUAAUAAUUACUGCUUGAUUGAAAAUUUGCAAGUUUGCACCCGCCGAAUUACGACAUAAAACAUAAAGAAAGCAAGAAGCUGUAAAAAUAAUUUUUAUCAGCAUGAUAAUGGCUAACUGAGAAUUGACCCUUCCUCCCAAAUAAAGACCACCUGUGAACAAAGACCACUUUUGCUUGUUCCAAAGAGUGGUCUUUGUUCACAGGUUUGACUGUAUCUUUUUUUCCUUUCGAAAACUUGCCAGAUCCCAUCAUGGGUUCCAGAGUUAUGACCCCUUAAAGGGCCAAAAUUUACUAUUUUUGGCUUGUGAACACAAUAGAGACCACAAUUGCAAUCAACUUUAAUCAGACUUGCUCACAACUUGUAUUAGCAUAAUAUCUCAGUUCCUUUUGAAAACUGGCCAGAUCCCAUCAUGGAUUCCAGAGUUAUGGCCUCUUAAAGGGCCAACAUUUGCUAUUUUGGCUUUUGCAGCCAUAUAGAGACUUCAUUUAUGGUUUGAUUCGAUACAAACUUGCAAAAUAUCUUUAACAACAAUAGAUCUUGGAUUUCAUGAUGAAUCCAUCAGAUCCAAUCAUAGGUUCCAGAGUUACAGCCCGUGAUUGACCCCUUAAAGAGCCAAAAUUUGUUAAUUUUCACCUUGUGAACACGAUAGAAGUGACAUUUUACAUUUGAUUUAUACCACACUUACAACUUAAGUCACAAUAAGAUCUUGGUUCAUUUCGAAAACUGUCUAGAUUGCUUCAUAGGUUCUAGAGUUACUGCUUUUUUCUAUUUUGGUCUUUCAUCCAUCUUGAGGUUUCAUUUAUGCUUUGAUUUGAUACAAACUUGCACAGAAUGUUUAUCUUGAUGACUUCUAGGCCAAGUUCGAAACCAGGUCAUGUGGGGUCAAAAACUAAGUCACCAGGUCAAAUCAAAAGAAAAGCUUGUUAACACCCUAGAGGCAAAAUUUUAUGAUCCUAUCUUCAAGAAACUUGAUCAGAAUGUUUAUCUUGAUGAUUCCUAGGCCAAGUUUGAAACUGGGUCUUGUGGGGUCAAAAACUAGGUCACCUGCGCAAAUCAAAGGAAAAGCUUGCUAACACUCUAGAGGCCAUAUUUAUGACUCUAUCUUCAUGAAAUUUGGUAAGAAUGGUUAUCUUGAUGAUUCCUAGGCAAGUUUGAAACUGGGUCAUAUUGGGUCAAAAACUAGGUCACCACUCAAAUCAAAGGAAGAGCUUGGCCACAUUUAUGACCCUAUCUUCAUGAAACUUGGUCGGAAUAUUUGUCUUAAUGAUUCCAAGGUCAAGUUUAACAGGUGAGCAAUAUAGGGUCAUCAUGACCCUCUUGUUAUGUAAAGUAUUACAUGAUGAAAAAAAUAAUCAAAAUUCUAGCCCAAUCUUAAUGAAAUUUUGUCAGAAUAAUAUAGUAUUCGCAACUUGACCGCGAUGGUUGACCUUAGGCUGAUUGUUCAUAUCAAUUAUUUCAUUGUAGAAAUAAGGGGUGCUUAGGGUAGCCGUGUAUAUUUACAUGGAAUUAGUUUGUAUACAGCGCAGUAUCAAAGUAUGUAUACUUACAUUUGAUCAGUUAAAACUUUCCAAUACACUAAUUUAUAUUUCCAUUUUCUCGUGCAGCUCGUGUUUUAUGUACACUCCUUUUCAAUAAUAGAUUGUGCCUCAUUAUGUGUUAUAAUACAAAGGUCAACCAUCGGGGUCAAGUUGCAUCCACUAUACCCUCAAAAUAAAACCUCACACAAGUUAGUUAUUGGGUCAUCUGGGGUCAAAAUUGAGGUCAAUAGGUCAAUUAAUAGAAAAACCUUGAAAACUCUAGAGGUCAUAUUUUCUGCCUCAUCUUUAUGGAACUUUUUCAGAUUGUCUAUAUGUAAUCGAGGUCACAUUUAAAAUUGGGUUACCAGAGGUUGAAAACUAGGUCAUAAGGAUUAAUGAUAGAAAACCUUGUUAACACUGUAGAGGCCGCAGUUCCUACUUGAUUUUCAUAAAACUUUAUCAGAUUGUCUUUAUGAAAUCUAGGUCAAGUACAAAACUGGAUUAUCUAGGUCAAAAACAAAGUCACUAGGUCAAUUCAUAGAAAGACAUUGUUAACACUCGAAGGGCAACAUUUUCUACUUGAUCUUCAUGAGACUUGAUCAGAAAGUUUGUGUGUUUAAAAGAUAGGAUAACUUUGUAGCUGGGUCACUUGGGAAAAAUUUAGGUCUUAGGGUCAAAUCAUAGAAAAACUUUGUUAACAUUUUAGAUCCCUUUUUUGUCUACUUGAUCAUCAUAAAUAUUUGAAAGAUUUGUUUAAAUGAGGGCAAAUGUCCUGAUGCAAAAUACAGAUAUUACUAUUCAUGGUUCAGUGUGUCAUGUUUAUUCAAGGUCAAAUAAUAAAGUUAAGAUGAGCGACUUUGGGACACUAUGGCUCUCUUGUAUCUUUUUUUUACUAAUUUGAAAAUGAAAUUACAUUAAAUCUUUAAAGUACAGAUAUUAGUAUUUGAAAGCAUUUAACGUUUAUAGGUUUCCAGACUUUUUCAAACUACAUACCUCAUCAUGGAUUAUAUGAUAUAUAGUUAUGAUUUAAAACAUUUUUAUGUUGGUCCGCUCACUUUUGAAUAUGUUGUAUAGACAUGCAGUAUGUUUUGUGAAAAUGUCCCUAGGUGUGGGACAUUAGUAACUUACAAUUUCUUGUUAAUACAGUGGUUUUGUGAUGGAAGUAAUAAGAUUUGAAGUUUUAAAGCAGUUAUGAAGUGAUUGUGAAAGAAUGUGAAAAUUAUGAAAAUAAUAUUGUAGACUUUAGGUGCUUUAUCAUGUUAUACACUUCAGGCCAAAAAACAUUAUCAGGAGAUACAGUAUUGAUGGCAGGGAGGUUUUGUACAAUACCACCAUAUCAUAUAUAGCUGUUAGAACAGAAUAAAUCAGUGAUAGAAAUGCCUAUAGACAUAUAGAAAAUUUAUGUACUGAAAUCAACAAUUGUGUGUUUUAAAGCUUUGUGUCAGUGUUGGACUCUCAUUUGAACACAUUUUUUAUUAAAAUCUUUGUGCCAAAGAUGACUUUGUUGAACACAUUUUAGAUAAAAAGCUUUUUGCCUAAGUUGGAUUUUAGUGUCAUUUAAACACAUCUUAAAAAAUGAAAGGGGAUGGUCAUUAUUUUUCAAUCUUGUUUCAAAAAGCAUAUGUUUAAUACUUCCAGAGAACCGUAGGGGUUCAUGAAGAGCGAUACAGGGAAGUGAAAUUUAGCAGUUGUUGUAGCGCUCUUUAGAUUUAACCUUUGCAGGGAAGUGUUCUGAUCUACUGACUGAGAGUGCAGUGCUUGAUCUCCUGGUGGAGAGUACAAUUUAACAUAAAGUGUCCCCAUCUCCUGACAGAGCAUGCAGUUAAACUGGAAACUGUCCCAAUCCCCUGACUGAGUGUGCAGUUUAACAGGAAUAUGUUCACAUCCCAUGACUGAGCGUGCAGUUCAACAGAAAAAUGUCCCCAUCCCCUGACAGAGUGUGCAGUUUAACAGCAAAAUGUUCCCAUCCCCUGACAGAGUGUGCAGUUUAACAGAAAUAUGUUACCAUCCCCGGACUGAGUGUGCAGUUUAACAGAAAAUGUUCCCAUCCCUUGACUGAUUUGCAGUUAAACAGGAAAAUGUUCCCAUCCCGUGACUGAAUGUGCAGUUUAAUACAAAAAUGUUCCCAUCUCGUGACUGAAUGUGCAGUUUAACACAGAAAUGUUCUCAUCUCAUGACUGAAUGUGCAGUUUAAUACAAAAAUGUUCCCAUCUCAUGACUAAGUGAGCAGUUUUAACACAAAAAUGUUCAUAUCUCGUGACUGAAUGUGCAGUUUAACACAAAAAUGUUCCCAUCUCAUGACUGAAUUUGCAGUUUAACACAAAAAUGUUCCCAUCCCAUGACUGAAUGUGCAGUUUAAUACAAAAAUGUUCCCAUCCCAUGACUGAAUGUGCAGUUAAACAGAAAAUGUUCCCAUCCCGUGACUGAUGUGCAGUUAAGAGUGUGCAGUUUAACACAAAAAUGUUCCCAUCCCCUGACUGAGUAUGCACUUUAACAGGAAAAUGUUCCCAUCUCCUGAUAGAGUGUGCAGUUUAACACAAAAAUGUUCCCAUCCCCUGACUGAGUGUGCAGUUUAAAACAAAAAUGUUCCUAUCCCCUGACUGAGUGUGCACUUGAACAGGAAAAUGUUCCAAUCUCCUAACUUAAUGUACAUUUUAACAGAGAAAAAUUUCCCAUCCUGUGACUGAAUUUUUUGCAGUUUAACACAAAAAUGUUCCCAUCCUGUGACUGAAUUUGCAGUUUAACACAAAAAUGUUCCCAUCUCAUGACUGAAUUUGCAGUUUAACACAAAAAUGUUCCCAUCUCAUGACUGAGUGUGCAGUUUAACACAAAAAUGUUCCCAUCUCAUGACUGAAUUUGCAGUUUAACACAAAAAUGUUCCCAUCCCAUGACUGAAUGUUCAGUUUAAUACAAAAAUGUUCCCAUCCCAUGACUGAAUGUUCCCAUCCACUGACUGAGUGUGCAGUUUAACACAGAAAUGAUCCCAUCCCAUGACAGAGUGUGCUGUUUAAAAGAAAAAUGUUCCCAUCCCCAGUUUAAAAGUGUAGGACAGUAAGCAUUUGUUUGUUGCUUGUCUUUAUAUGACCUUGCUCAAGUGAAAAUCAGAUGGAUGUGAAAAAAUUGCAAAAUCAUGUAUGAAAUAGGCACCUUGCUGUUUGCAGUUGUCAUGAAGUAACGCAGAAACAUGCUAAAGGCAUAGGAAUAUCAAAUAUUAAGUUUACAUAGAUGUAGUAAUCAACAUUACAAUAAACAUAUUAUGUAUAGUAUUGUAUAGAUUUGUUCACAUUCAAAGUAUAUGCCAACAAUGUUUCAUUGUCAUAUAUCAGUUUUUGCUUAUCAUUAUCUUAAAUUGACAACAAAGUCGUCUUAAUACUGUUGCAAGUAAGAUCUCAAUUUUGUAAAUUACAUGUAUCAUAUUUAUUUGAAUUUGUCCUUGUUUUAAGAAACAGUUAUGUAAAGUAGCCUUGUACAUUUUGUUUAAAAGAAAGAAUGAAUGUU